AGAAGGCUUUUGACCCUGAGAUACGUUAAGAUGAAGACGUUCAGCAUGAAGAUUGUUGUUCUACUUGGAUUCGUGAUGCUUCUCUCUAUUGCUUUGGCUGAGCAUGAGCAUGGCCAUCAGCAUGUCAUUGAGAAGCGCUCUUCAAGUGAAGAGCGUGUCCGUGGCCCUGGCCCUGGCCGUGGCUUUCCAAACUUUCUCCAGCAGUACAACUACCUUCUGCUUCUGCAAAGACUUGGUCUUGUCCCAGCCCCUGCAGCACCAGCCCCAGAUCCAGCCCCAGCACCAGCCCCAGCUCCAGCCCCAGCUCCAGGCCCAGCUCCAGCCCCAGCUCCAGCCCCAGCUCCAGCUCCAGCUGGUCGCUGAGAAAGGACAUGAAUCAGAAACUUCAACUCAACAAGAGCAAGCUAUGGUUGAUGAAAUGACCAGAACAUUAACUGACAAUAAGUACUGUAAUAGCUGUCUUCCAUAUUUUGAGUUUCCCUUUAAUGUACUUGCUGUAUGUCUAUCUGCAAUGCAAUAA
This is a messenger RNA of Oncorhynchus keta (chum salmon), 520 nucleotides long. Its product is annotated as UBX domain-containing protein 11-like. NCBI's taxonomy places the organism in Eukaryota, Metazoa, Chordata, Actinopteri, Salmoniformes, Salmonidae. The record is from RefSeq and is a predicted model, not a curated record. The transcript is spliced from 4 exons. Bases 31 to 363 code for a protein of 110 amino acids.